AUGGACGCCCAAGUCUCCCUCCUGAAAGGCUCCUACAACCUCAUCUACUUCCCCCACGAACUCUACUCCUUCCUCGUCCAACCCAUCAUCCGCACCCUCAUCCCGCAGACGCAGGACCUCAACAUCUCCGACCACGCGCCCGAGCACGAGCUCGACGGCCUGACACCCGACCAGCAGCACCGCUUCCUCAACAUCUCCAUCACGCCCAUCGAGGUCUCCCUCGUCGUGCACGCCUCAUGGGCCGCCAACGUCUUCCUCCCCGUCGUCGAGCGCCUGCCCGCGCACCUCCGCACCCAGGUGCACAUCUCGGCCGACACCUACAUGAUCCUGUGCGUCAUCGCCGCCAGCCUCGACCCGGCCGGCCGCGUCAUGGAGCUCUCGUCGCCGCUCGCCCUCGCCGGCAUCCCCAUCUUCUUCCUCACCACCUACUACUCGGACUUUAUCCUCGCGCCCACCCACGAGCGCCCGCGCGUCAUCGACGCCCUCUCCGCCCGCGGCUUCGACUGCCUCGAGGACAACCGCUUCUUCAACCAGGCCUCGUACAAGCACGGCCACCACGUCCGCUUCUCCGCCCCCGACACCCCGCCCGCCAGCAUCGCCGAGCUCCAGCGCAAGACGUUUGAGCUGCUCAAGAAGCGCAACGUCGCCCCCUUUGUCGACACCCACCUCGAGCUGCUCCUCGCCGGCGGCCGCGACGUCUCCCAGCUGCCAGGCGGCUACAACUGCUACCCGUCGCCCAACCGCCGCAAGAGCUCGCUGCCCGAGGCCCGCCGCGCGACGACGUGGGCCGACGGCGUCGACCCGCGCCUCUUCAACUGCAUCGUGUCGGCGCUCGUCUCGCAGCCCAAGUUCCUGUCGGUGACGCUGGCCGAGGAGGACCCGCCCUCGGUGCUCAUGGACAAGAAGCUGCUGUCGCUCUUUGGCGACUCCGUGGUGGGCGACUUCAACACGACGCUGGUUCCCAUCUUUUUGAACCUGGAGAACCUGCCGUCCGAGGUGACGGGCAUCGUGUCGGGCGUCGCCGGCAAGCUGGUGCAGGAGAUGAAGGUCCGCAACAUGCUGGAAAUGUCGUACCUGUCGACGGCGAGGGCCAGUGCUGUCGUGCUGCCCCAGGAGCAAGCGGAGCGCGCGCUGUCGAUUCUGGAUAACUGCAUGGAAAUGGCCGAGCUCGUCUCAUGA
Akanthomyces muscarius is the source of this 1179-nucleotide messenger RNA. RefSeq lists its product as uncharacterized. The record is from RefSeq and is a predicted model, not a curated record. The transcript is spliced from 2 exons. Bases 1 to 1179 code for a protein of 392 amino acids. Gene Ontology annotation, biological process: regulation of intracellular signal transduction; cellular response to L-arginine. Gene Ontology annotation, cellular component: cytosol. Lineage: Eukaryota; Fungi; Ascomycota; Sordariomycetes; Hypocreales; Cordycipitaceae.